GAAGAAAGAAGAGUUCAAAGAACCAAACACUCCCCUCCGGCCCACUGCCAUCUGGCCCAGCAGCACAUGUUCGAUUCUUUCCCCUUUGUCCGUCGGCUACGACGCUAGCCGCCGCCAAUCCCAACGGACAGCACGGCGGCGGCUGGGGCUGGGGCUGCGGCGAGCGGCGCGCCGCCAGCCGCCGCCGCUAGGACCUUGGGCGCGGCUGCCGGCUGCGCUCGCGCAGGCAUGCGCCGUGCGGACGGUACCUGAGCGCAACGACGGAUGGGCAGCGACGGCGGAUGCAGACUGCUAGUCUUCCAGCCGCGUCCGCCGUCGAACGCCGCCGCUCGUCCGCUCCUUCGCUCGGCCAGAAGGGAGGAAGACAGAAGGGUUACUAGGGGUUCUACUCCGGCGGUAGGUGGGGCAGCUGCCCCACCGUGCUGCAUGGGGAGCUCCGCCUCUGCUGGCGGAUGAAAUGAUCCUGCGGCCUUCUCUUCUGGCCGUCGCCCGCCCUCUCAGCACCGUAGCCGUCGCGGCGGCCGUCCGCCGCGGGGACCUCGCCGGCGCGGAGGAAGCCUUCGCGUCGACGCAGCUCAAGACCACGACCACCUACAACUGCCUUCUCGCGGGAUACGCGAAGGCGUCCGGUCUCAUCCGCCUCGCGGACGCACGCCGCUUGUUCGACAGUAUCCCGCACCCGGACACCGUCUCCUACAACACGCUCCUGUCCUGCCACUUUGCCUGCGGCGAUAUUGAUGGCGCGCGGAGAGUCUUCUCCACGAUGCCCGUCAAGGAUGUCACGUCGUGGAACACUAUGGUCUCCGGGCUCUCCAAGAACGGGGCCAGCGAGGAGGCCGCAGCCAUGUUUCGGAUCAUGCCGGUGAGGAAUGCUGUUUCCUGGAAUGCAAUGGUUGCCGCGCUCGCGUGCUCUGGAGACAUGGGUGCAGCAGAGGACUUGUUUAGGAAUGCGCCGGAGAAGACGGAUGCCAUUCUCUGGACUGCAAUGGUGUCAGGGUACAUGGACACCGGCAAUGUCCAGAAGGCCAUGGAAUUCUUCGGGGCAAUGCCUGUGAGGAACUUGGUUUCAUGGAAUGCUGUUGUUGCUGGUUAUGUAAAAAACUCACGCGCAGAUGAUGCUUUGAGGGUGUUCAAGACCAUGGUUGAGGACUCUAUUGUGCAGCCAAAUGCGUCAACGUUAAGUAGCGUGCUUCUUGGAUGCAGUAACCUGUCUGCACUUGGAUUUGGGAGGCAGGUACAUCAGUGGUGCAUGAAGUUGCCUCUUAGCAGGAAUGUGACUGUGGGCACAUCUCUUCUCAGCAUGUACUGCAAAUGCGGCGAUUUGAAUGAUGCCUGCAAGGUGUUUGAUGAGAUGAGUACAAAGGAUAUAGUUGCAUGGAACGCCAUGAUUUCUGGCUACGCCCAACAUGGGGGUGGAAUGCAAGCUAUCAAGUUAUUUGAAAAAAUGAAGGAUGAAGGAGUGGUGCCAGACUGGAUUACUCUGUUGGCAGUAUUGACAGCUUGUAUCCACACUGGAUUGUGUGAUUUUGGAAUCCAAUGCUUUGAAACAAUGCAGGAAGCAUAUAAGAUUGAACCUCAGAUUGAUCAUUACUCAUGUAUGGUGGAUCUUCUCUGCCGAGCUGGUCUGCUUGAAAGAGCUGUCAACAUGAUCCAUUCAAUGCCCUUUGAGCCACAUCCUUCUGCCUAUGGCACCUUGCUGACUGCUUGUAGAGUUUAUAAGAAUUUGGAGUUUGCUGAGUUUGCUGCUAGAAAGCUGAUUGAACAGGAUCCACAGAAUGCAGGUGCCUAUGUACAGCUGGCAAAUAUUUAUGCGGUGGCAAAUAAGUGGGCUGAUGUCUCUAGAGUAAGGAGAUGGAUGAAGGAUAAUGCGGUAGUGAAAACACCUGGGUAUAGCUGGAUGGAAAUAAAGGGUGUAAGGCAUGAGUUCAGAUCUAAUGACAGGCUGCAUCCUCAGCUUGGUUUGAUUCAUGACAAGUUGGACCGCUUGCAGAUGCUGAUGAAAGCAAUGGGCUACGUUCCUGAUCUUGAUUUUGCACUGCAUGAUGUCGAGGACAGUCUGAAGUCACAAAUGCUGAUGAGGCACAGCGAAAAGCUUGCUAUCGCUUUCGGUCUGAUUAGCACUUCCCCUGGGAUGACCUUGAGGAUCUUCAAGAACCUCAGGAUCUGUGGAGAUUGUCAUAAUGCAGCCAAGCUUAUAUCCAAAAUCGAGGAUCGGGAAAUAAUACUAAGGGAUACCACACGGUUCCACCAUUUUAGAGGUGGGCAUUGCUCAUGCGGGGAUUACUGGUGAAGGAAAGAAUCUCGAUAACAGUUUCAGACACACUCGCAAUGUAGUACUUGCAACACUAUAUAAUCCCAUCGACAGGAAUAAAAUGUGUGGUAAUUUUUUGUUAACUUAAUGAGUGGCUAGGACGAUCUGCAGAGAGUUAGCCAGAGAAACUGAUCAUUUGUUUGAUGGCUGUGUUUUUGCCAAACUUUUUUGGUUUCGGUUGUUUGGAAAGGUUAAUCUUCAAAGUUUGGUACCACAGCUGGGGGUCAACAAUUUUAUGGAGUUGCGGAGAUAGGCUGCUGGGCAGAUCACUGGUGUUGUUGUAGAGGAGCUGAAAACACUUUUAGUUUUGGGAGCUUGGACCAUUUGGAAACACCGUAAUGGUUCGAUUUCAAUAAAAUCUUUCCCUCAGUAAGGCUGCUCUCACUUGGAUGCUGCUCUCAGUAAGGCUGAACUAGAAGUGGAGUUUGGAGGUUGGCAGGGGCUAAGAAUCUUUCCCUCCUAACUGCUCCAACCCCUGUUUUGAUAGUCCGAUUAGUUGUAGUAGUCGUGUGUGCACUGUUUUCUUAGACGGAAAACGGUAGACGGACGGUGAGGAGCUGUCUAAGGUUUAGACGUGUUUAGACGUGUUUAGACGGAAUUAAACGGCCUAAACGGUAUGUUACUGUAGCAUAGUUUCAGCAGGAUAAAAAAGAUUUUUUCCUAA
Messenger RNA from Zea mays, 2975 nucleotides. RefSeq names its product pentatricopeptide repeat-containing protein At4g16835, mitochondrial. Gene Ontology annotation, molecular function: protein binding; RNA binding; zinc ion binding. Gene Ontology annotation, biological process: RNA modification. The coding region runs from base 458 to 2290 and encodes 610 amino acids. The record is from RefSeq and is a predicted model, not a curated record. Lineage: Eukaryota; Viridiplantae; Streptophyta; Magnoliopsida; Poales; Poaceae. The transcript has 2 exons.